UCUGUAUUACGUUCCGCUGGCUUCUUCCUGUGCGGCUUGUGGCUCAGGGCAGGUUCAAUCUUUGACAUGUUCCUGGCUUAUUCCGUGGGUUGUCUUUUUAUUGGCGCACUAGGGUGUGGUGCUGUAGUAAUGGAAACACUACUACCUCGAGCUGGAGGACCUGUGGUGAAUGUGCCUCUAGUUUUUGGGGGUUCAUUUUCUCAGAUGGAACUGAUGGGGCCUCUUCUUCCAGAAGGAUCUUUAAGUCUUCCUCUUGACAUUCACGCAGUCCCCGUGUUUGUAAAUGACAGCGGCCCAGGACCACUCUUGCGCCAACUGUGCCUGGCACUAAAAGGGGCCCAUGCGGUGGUGUUUCAGGAUAACAUCGGAACAGAGGCCGUGGCCCAGAUUCUUGACUUUGUCUCUUCACAAACUCUCGUACCAAUUAUCAGCAUAAGUGGAGGAUCAGCUGUCGUUUUAAACCCAAAG
This is a messenger RNA of Staurois parvus, 468 nucleotides long. The record is from the annotation of a GenBank genome assembly. Lineage: Eukaryota; Metazoa; Chordata; Amphibia; Anura; Ranidae.